This is a messenger RNA of Priapulus caudatus, 790 nucleotides long. RefSeq lists its product as uncharacterized. The record is from RefSeq and is a predicted model, not a curated record. NCBI's taxonomy places the organism in Eukaryota, Metazoa, Priapulida, Priapulimorpha, Priapulimorphida, Priapulidae.
GGAGAAGGCGCUUGCGCGUGCCAACGCGGCAUGCGCAGAGGCCGGGAGGAAGGCUGACCGCGAGAGAGACGCCGCCACCACCAAGCUGGCCGACCUAGCCGGGCGCGCACACUCACUGCAGGAGUGCCUGGAAUACGCCCGGGUAGACUUCGACCAGGUACUCCGGGAGAAGCAGCAGCUUCACACGCAACUGCAGAAGUCGCACUCUUGCAUUGUCCAGAUGCUGGGGGAACUCAGCACAACACUAGCCGAGAACGCCUAACUGAAGUGCGAACUCUACAUCGCCUGCAACGAACCACACCUUCCUGCUGGACCCACAACGCCGACCGACUAGAGACAUGCAGCACGACAGCACCAGAUCCACCAAUCCAACAAUUUUCCGUCAAUUUCACCCCACUCACCCACUACGCCACGGACAAAAUUAAGCACUUGUAUUUAUCCACCACCACCAAUCCAGCUCCACCACCAUCCACCACCCACCACCCACCAUCAGACCUAACCGGAACUAACCCAAUAGCAUAUCAGCCAUGGUCGGAUGGAUGAAUUAACCAAGGAACAUGUCAAUGGGGGAAUUCCCUUGAUUAAACCUUCGAAGUAUUCCAGGGCCGGCAGAAGCACUUCAGCACCAAACAACAAUACGACAAUGGCACCGAGGGCAGUUCUCUAUACGGCUGACCAGAUAUACGGCAUCCAGGCCACCGGGGUUGCGCCACCACAGCAAGACACCGUCGCAGACCUGUUGCAAGGAAUUCUGGGGUACAUCGAGCCACCACAAUGGCACGACACCGAC